This is a messenger RNA of Thermothielavioides terrestris NRRL 8126, 2765 nucleotides long. Its product is annotated as glycoside hydrolase family 94 protein. The coding region runs from base 308 to 2683 and encodes 791 amino acids. NCBI's taxonomy places the organism in Eukaryota, Fungi, Ascomycota, Sordariomycetes, Sordariales, Chaetomiaceae. Gene Ontology annotation, molecular function: hexosyltransferase activity; carbohydrate binding. Gene Ontology annotation, biological process: cellulose catabolic process. The record is from RefSeq and is a predicted model, not a curated record. The transcript has a single exon.
GGGACAGUGUGGUCAGCUGAGCCCCCGUGGGUCACGGCCUUCCGGGCUCCGACUCCGUCCCGUAAGGACACAAAGUAGUUCGUUUAUAACUCGUAUGUAUGGCUGACAGAGAGCCCGUGCGACAUCUUACUGGGUUUUCCCGGCAUUCCUCCCCCCUUUGCCCGUCCUUGCCCUUCACGGAGAGGAGUUCAUGGCGCCUGAGAGGGACACUUGACUACCUUACACAUUCAUUUCAGUCGUUGCAGGGCACACGUCUUUUCUGGUACCUUGUUGUUAAAAACAGCACUUAGUCACAAUUGCCUCCAGGAUGAGGAAAGAGGCUCCAAUCUUGCAGCCCUCCAACAAUGGGGACCGCUACGAGCUCACAAGCCCCACGGCGAUGCCCAAGGCAGGGGGCUUCCUUUGGAACCAGAAGAUGAUGAUCCAGAUCACCUGCCGCGGGUAUGCCACGGCGCAGUUCAUGCAGCCCGAGCCGGCGAAGUAUGCCCAUGCGCCGAACAUCGAGGCCAAAACGUUCAUGCAGCCGGAGCAAAACUACUACGCCCACCACCCCGGCCGCUUCGUCUACAUCAAGGACCUUGAGACCGGACAGCUCUUCUCGGCGCCGUACGAGCCUGUGCGCGCCAGUCUCGACCGCUUCGUCUUCUCUGUUGGCAAGAGCGAUGUUGCCUGGGCCGUCGAGCACAUGGGUAUCCGCGUCGAGAUGGUUAUGGGCCUGCCGACCCACGACGUGGCCGAGCUGUGGACCAUCAAGGUGACCAACAUUUCCGGCCGCCCCCGCAAGAUCAGCGUGACGCCCUACUUCCCCAUCGGCUACAUGUCGUGGAUGAACCAGUCGGCCGAGUGGAAUCCGGACUUGGUGGGCGUCGUGGCCAGCAGCGUCACGCCCUACCAGAAGGCCACCGACUACUUCAAGAACAAGUACCUCAAGGACAAGACGUACUUUUUGUGCGAGACCCCGCCAGAUUCGUGGGAGGCAAGUCAGGAAGCGUUCGAGGGCGAGGGAGGGCUCCACAACCCGUCCGCCCUGCAGGAACCGCAGCUGAGCAACAGCGAUGCGCGGUACGAGACGCCGACAGCCGCUGUGCAGUACCGCGUCGCGCUCGAGGCCGCCGAGGACCAAGAGUACCGCUUCAUGUUCGGGCCCGCCUACGACGAGGCUGAGAUUCGCACCAUGCGAUCCCGGUAUCUGAGCAAGCAGGCGUUUGUGCGGACGGCGGACGAGUAUGCCGCCUACAUGGAGCGCGGCCGCGGCUGCUUGCGCAUCGAGACGCCCGACAAGGAACUCGACAACUUUGUCAACAACUGGCUGCCCCGCCAGGUGUACUACCAUGGCGACGUCAACCGCCUGACCACGGACCCGCAGACACGCAACUACUUGCAGGACAACAUGGGCAUGAACUAUAUCAGGCCCGAAGUGGCUCGCGGCGCCUUCCUCAAGGCCCUUUCCCAGCAAGAGGCAAACGGGUCCAUGCCCGACGGGAUCCUUCUCGCCGAGGGCGCGGAGCUCAAGUACAUCAACCAGAUCCCGCACACCGACCACUGUGUCUGGCUGCCCCUCACCCUGGACGUGUAUCUCGGGGAGACCGGCGACUACGGUCUACUAAAGGAGCCCGUCCGCACAGAGAAUGGGGACAACUUCACCGUAUUCGAGCGCGUCAGCCGCGCCAUGGACUGGCUGCUCAAGUCGCGCGAUGAGCGCGGCCUCAGCUACAUCGCGCAGGGCGACUGGUGCGACCCGAUGAACAUGGUCGGCUACAAGGGGAAGGGCGUGUCCGGAUGGCUCACUCUUGCGACCGCUUACGCCUUGAAUCUCUGGGCCGACGUCUGCGACCAUGAAGGUGCCGCCGACCUGGCGAACCGCUACCGUGCCGGCGCCCAAGACUGCAACGCCGCCGCCAACAAGCACCUCUGGGACGGCGACUGGUUCGCCCGCGGCAUCACCGACGACGGCGUCGUCUUCGGCAUCAAAAAGGACCCGGAGGGCCGCAUCUGGCUCAACCCGCAAUCCUUCGCUAUCCUCGGCGGCGCCGCCAGCCCCCAACAAAUCGCGCGCAUCCUGCCGCAAGUUGACGCUCAACUGACCACCCCCUACGGCGUGCUCAUGUGCGCUCCACCCUUCACCAAGAUGCGCGAGGACAUCGGCCGGGUCACGCAGAAGGCCACCGGCUCGGCCGAGAACGGCGCCGUCUACAACCAUGCCGCCGUCUUCUACGUCUACAGCCUGUACCAGCUCGGCGGCCAGCACGACCGCGCCUACACCCAUCUGCGCCAGCUGCUCCCCGGCCCCUCCGAGGCCGACUACCGCCAGCGCGGCCAGCUGCCCAUCUACAUCCCCAACUACUACCGCGGCGGCUGGCGCGAGUUCCCCCGCACCGCCGGCCGCUCCAGCCAGCUGUUCAACACGGGCACCGUGUCGUGGGCGUACCGGUGCGUGAUCGAGGGCCUGUGCGGCCUGCGCGGCGAGCCCGAUGGCCUGGCCAUCCGCCCGCAGCUGCCGAGCGCGUGGGACGCGAUCAAGGUGACCCGCGAGUUCCGCGGUGCCACGUUCCAGUUGGAUAUCCGGAGGGGGGAUGUCAGCGAGGUGACGGUCAGGAUUGGGGAGCAGGUCCUGCCGCAGCCCAAGGUCACGGACAUCAAGGUCGGUGAGACCUACCGACUUUCGGUGCUGGUGCCCAAGUAGGUGGGACCUUGGCUCCUCGACGCCGUGGUUUGUUUUGGUCUGUUCUGGUCUCGAAGGAUUAAAAGGGGAAUGCCGCGAUUCG